CGCAUCGUCUUCAACUCAGCUCGGAAAUGUCCUCGAUGAAGGACUUAAACGUGACCUUUGAAGCUAUCAACGAAGACGGUAGUUAUUCUGAAGGAGAUACUAUAGUGGGCAGUGUUAGUUUCAGGCUGACAAAAGAGGUUAAAGUCAAGAGCCUUUCUGUAAAAGCCAAAGGAGACGUCAAGGCAGAAUGGACAGAAGGAACAGGAUAUUUCCAGAUUACCCACACUGCAAAAAGGAGAUAUUUUAAAGUGAAGGAGUACUUAAUUGCAAGAAAUGGUAAAGGCACUGUACUUCCCAAAGGGGUCCACACGUUUAGGUUCGGGCUCAAAAUCCCAGAGGGGAGCAUGCCUUCAUCCUUCAAGGGGGUAUAUGGAAAAAUUGUGUACAUGUUUGAAGCAAAGAUGUCCAGGAGCUGGUGGUGGCCUUCUAAAGUUAAAAAGAAGAUCAACUUCAUUUCCAAGACGUUUCAACAGUUUUGGGAAAUGAUGCAUCCACAAUCUGGUACAGUGAGUAAAAACAUAGGUGGGCUCUCCCAGGGACGGGUCCAAAUGUCUGCUACCACUGACAGGAAUGUUUGCACUCCAGGUGAAACUAUAUCUGUUGUUGCCAAAAUCUGCAACUCCUCUUCCAAGAACACGAGGCCCAAAUUCAAACUUGAACAAAAAACAGUAUUUCGCUGCAAUGAGUCUACUAAGAAGUGGGUGAUGAAUCUGUUCAAAGAGGUUGGGGAAACUAUCAGUCCAAACUCAGAGCAAACUGUCUCCUGCCAGUUGAAGAUUCCUGAUGAUGCCAUCUCCACUAUCCAUAACUGUGAAAUCAUCUCAGUUGAAUAUUACAUAAAGGUGUAUCUGGACAUUAGCUUUGCCUUUGACCCAGAGGUGGUGUUUCCACUGGUCAUCGUUCCUUCCAGAUGUGCAGCCAUUCAGCCUGGUGAGGCUGUGGGGCCUCACCCACCUGGGACAACUGUGGUCACAAGUUAAAGCAACUUCGCUUCCCCUGCCUUCCACACUGGAUUUGGCUCUGAGCCCAAAGUGUCAGGUCACUACCCCACCCCAGAUGCUACUCAGCAUGAUAAUAUAACAAGUGGCAAUUCUAACUAGUGGUCACACGGUGCUACUGCACAGGGGAUUUCAGCUCCAGUUUUUAAAGCACCUUUAAUGCAACAUCCAGGUCCUACUCUGACUACUUUUCUACAGGGGGAACAACCUCCAUUAUAUACAUCCAUUUACCAGCAUCAAAAUGAAACACUGUGAGUGUAAGUGAAUGGGCCAAAUAUUAAUAGCAGGGGACACCUCAAAAGUCACAGUUGGGUAUGGGUUAAACAGGGUUCAGAAGGCAGAAUCAUAAAGCUGCCCCCUUCUUGUUGAUGAUCAACUGGCAGGACAGAAGAGGCCUUCCAGCUGUUGUCCCACAAAGGAAUUAAAUGUGUUAUACAAAAACUGUGUUUUUAAUAUUUAAUAUUUUGGAGGGAAAAUAAGACUAACUGGACAAAUCAUGAAUGUGUUCAGUUGCAGAAAGUUUCUAUGUCCUAUACCCUAUUUAGACGUAGCUGGCCAUAUACUAUACCAAGUAAUCAGAGCUGUACCCCAAAACUGUGACUUUUAAAGGGCCUGAAAAAUGGGACUGGGGGUUAAAUCAUGUGACUGAGCAGUUUUCACCUCUUGAUAUCAGUAGGGUAACCAGAGACACAAGAAGUGACAGAACAAACAAUAAGAGAAGUAAGUGAUUUUCCUUUAGUCAGUCUUCUACUCUCUAUACUCCACAUAACAAUUUGUUUAACAACAGACAUGUUUUUAAUUAUAGAUCACAUUUUUAUAUUUGUUAUUAUAAUUUUGCUUGUUUUUUCAGUGUUUUGAAAACUGGAAUGUAAAUGCAUUGUCUGUUGUUUUAAAUAUAUAUAAAAAACAAUGUCACAUAUAAUUUGUGUUUAUGCUUAGAGAUUUGAGGUGAAAGGUCUGUUUAGCAGUGUUAUCCUUAGGAGUAUGCUGCACUUUACUUUGAAAAAUAUUGAAUUGUUUAUGUUGUUCUAUGUAUGGUGGCAUAUCAGAUUCUUGAGGCAAAACACUUAGCAUUACUCCUAGCUUAUGGUUUUCGUGAUGACCAACAUGGUCUCUGUUAAACUACUUACUGUUUUAUACUGCAAUGCCUUCACUGUCAGCUGAAACAGACUCAGAAGCACUUUUCACAUCUGAUUACUGUCAAUGGGAAGCUUUUGUUUUGAAAAAUUGCUGAUAAAAUCUUAUAACUGAGAGCUUUCAUUAUUAAAAUUAGAUGUUUCUGAGCACUGUGAUCAUAGCAUGACAGCAUCUUGAUAACAUCCAAUAAAAUAACUUGAUGGAUGGUUAAAGGAAUAAACUGCCACCAGGUGAAUGUCUAAACUUGGAUGUAUGUGUCACAGUGCUAUCAAAGGGAUAGAAGGUCAUUCCUCAACCUGCACAGCAGCUGAAAUGUAAUGUGUUAUCAUAAUGUACAUGAAACAAAGAAGCUUUAUAGAAGGUUUUUGGUUAUAAUAUAAUGAUUACUUAUUAGUCAAAGCUGAAAAAAUCAAGAGUAAAGCCUCUAAUAUAUUGUAGAAAAUCAGCGGUUGCCUUCUGUGGUAAAACAGUUAUUUCCUAAGAUGAAUUGGAACAAAUUGGAAUAUUAAAACAUUAUGAAAAUGCAAACGGUUAAUUGGAUUUUUUGAUGAAUCCAGGGGGACAAACACAUUUUGGCUGUGUGUGAUGAGAGAAGAGAUUGGUUUGCCCUGAGCAAUAGUAUAGCAA
Messenger RNA from Maylandia zebra (zebra mbuna), 2762 nucleotides. Its product is annotated as arrestin domain-containing protein 3. Gene Ontology annotation, biological process: protein transport. The record is from RefSeq and is a predicted model, not a curated record. NCBI's taxonomy places the organism in Eukaryota, Metazoa, Chordata, Actinopteri, Cichliformes, Cichlidae. Gene Ontology annotation, cellular component: cytoplasm; plasma membrane.